Pistacia vera is the source of this 2036-nucleotide messenger RNA. RefSeq names its product putative disease resistance protein RGA1. Lineage: Eukaryota; Viridiplantae; Streptophyta; Magnoliopsida; Sapindales; Anacardiaceae. The record is from RefSeq and is a predicted model, not a curated record. Gene Ontology annotation, biological process: defense response to other organism. The transcript has 2 exons. Gene Ontology annotation, molecular function: ADP binding. The coding region runs from base 3 to 2036 and encodes 677 amino acids.
UUAUGGCAGAAACUAUCGUCUUUGCUAUUGCUGAGCAAGUCUUGGGUAAGCUGAUAUACCUUGCUUCCAACGAAAUGUGCUUGGCAUGGGGUGUCAAAAAUGAUGCACAAGAGCUUGCUGACACCUUAACCACUAUCAAAGUUGUUCUCUUAGAUGCUGAGGACAAACAAAUCCAUAAUAAGAAGCUAAAAGUUUGGCUGGGAAAGUUUAAGGAGAUCUGCUACGAUGCUGAAGAUGUUUUAGACGAGAUUGAGGUGGAAGAUUUGCGCAAGCAAGUUGUGAAUCAUCAAGGCAUUACAAGAAAGGUAUGCUACUUCUUUUCAUCCUCAAAUCCAGUUGCUUUCCGUUUUAUUUUGGGGCAUGAAAUUAAGGAGAUUAAAAAGAGGUUAGCAAAAAUAGCAGCUCAUAAGGAUAGUUUUAAUCUCGUUGAGAAAGUUGAUAGCAAUCAUGUUAUAGGUUGGGAGAGGGAAACUCACUCAUUUGUGCAUGCUUCAGAUGUUAUUGGUAGGGAUAAAGAUAAAAACAAGAUAAUGAAACUACUGUUACGUCCUAGUGAUGGCCAUGAAAAUGUUUCCGUCAUUCCUAUUGUUGGGAUAGGAGGUCUAGGAAAAACUACGCUUGCCAAAUUGGUGUAUAAUGAUAAACUGGUGAACGAAUAUUUUACGUUGAAAAUGUGGGUAUGUGUGUCAGAUGAGUUUGUUUUGAAAAAACUAUUAAUUGGCAUCAUCCAAUCUGCAACUGGGCAAAAAAAUAUUGAUGAGAAUAUAGACCAAUUGCAAAGAAUUCUACGUGAUAUCUUAAGCCAUAAAAAAUAUUUGUUAGUUUUGGAUGAUGUUUGGAAUGAAGAUUAUGAGAUGUGGUUUGAAUUAAAAAAAUUAUUGAUAGAAUGUGUUAGUGGAAGUAAAAUUAUCGUAACUACACGUAGUGAUCGUGCUGCCUCAAUUAUGGGCACUAUGCCUACAUACAAGUUAGAAGGUCUUUCUCUUGAUGAAUGCUUGAUGGUGUUUGUUAAAUUUGCAUUUAAAGAAGGGCAAGAAAAACAAUAUCCCAACCUUAUGGAAAUUGGAAUAGAAAUUGUAAAAAAAUGUGGAGGUGUUCCAUUGGCAGUAAAAGCGUUAGGAAGUUUACUUUAUUCCUCAACUUCUGAACAAGAUUGGAAAAAAUUGAGGGAUAAUGAGAUUUGGGAGUUGGAUCAAAAUGAAAAUAAGAUUUUAAAUGCUCUAAGAAUAAGUUAUAAUCAUCUGCCACCUCACUUGAAGCAGUGUUUUGUGUAUUGUUCUAUCUUUCCAAAAGACUUUGAAUUUUAUAGUAUUUAUUUGGUUCAGUUUUGGAUGGCCCAUGGGCUUCUUCAAUCCCACAAUGAAAAUCAGGAUUUGGAAAAUAUUGGUAUGCAAUAUAUAAAAGAAUUAAUGUCGAGAUCUUUUUUCCAAGAUAUUGUUCAAGAUCUUUUUUCCAAGAUAUUGUUCAAGCUUAUGAGAAUUUCUAUUGAUAUUGGUUGCCUUCAAGGUCUUCGAAGGCUAUGGAUUUAUGAAUGUCCAAGACUUAUAUCAUUACCACAUGGUGUGAGAAAACUAAGAUCAUUAGAACAUCUUCGUUUGCGCACUUGUGAAAGGCUUGAUCUUAAUUUGAGCAUAGGAUCGAAUAAGCAAGAAAAUCAUGAUGAACUCAGUAACACAUGGCCUCACCUCCGAUAUCUUCGUAUUAAAGAAUUACCACAAUUGGUGGAAUUCCCGCAAUGGCUUAUUCAGUGUUCCACUAACACUUUGGAGAGUUUGGAGAUUCUAAAUUGUUCCAACUUGAAAGCACUACCAGAGUCGAUGGAGAAACUUCAGGCUCUUGGUGUUGUGAAUUGUCUAGAAUUGUCAUCUUUACCCAAGGAUAUGGAUCGUCUCAUCGCUUUGAGAGAACUUACAAUUAGAGGUUGUCCUAAAUUGAGCGAAAGAUGCAAACAAGAAACAGGUGAAGAUUGGUUCAAGAUUGCUCAUAUUCCGUACAUUGAUCUCGACGACAAGAUCAUCAAAUCGACAGAAAAUUAG